UAUACAGGCACGUUGCUUUCCCUCUCUCAAAUGGUUGCUACUCAAUCAAAAAGUCUAACAAGACUUUAUUUUUCUUUGCAUGUGUUUCCUCUAAGUCUCUACUUUCUCUCUCCCUGUCCCUCCGGUUGAAAAACCCCUCCUCCCUCUCUUGCUUUAUCACCAAGUUUUGCUUUUGGAUUGGUUAGAAACUUCUAUGCACGAGAUUGUUUCUUCAAUUUGUUAUGUUUUUCAAUAUCCGACCAGCUUAUGCUCCUGGGAAUUUUUCAUUUUUUCUCUUUGGUUCACACUGGUUUCUUCUCUUGCUUCUGUAACCUGUUGAUCCAGCCCUGUUGACAAUUUCACACUGGAUAAAGGGCCCUCCACUUUUCUUCUUUUGUUUGGUUUCCUAUCCAAGGGUUUUGGGGUUUAGAGGUUUUAGUUAUAGUUUUCUUGAAAAAGCAACUUUCGGUUGGGGUGAUCCGGCUUGGAUAUCGAUUUAUUAAAAGCUCAGUUUUGGAUUAAAAAAAGCUUGCUUAUGGUGCUUUGGCUACAAAUUCUUGAGAUUAAAAAUUCAAGGUUUUGAAGAGUGCAAAUGAAAUGGAUGGAUCACAGGGAAGUUCUAAUGCGCCGCCGCCUUUUCUUACUAAGACAUAUGAGAUGGUGGAUGAUCCAAUGACCAACUCUUUGGUGGGUUGGAGUGCAACUGGUUAUAGUUUCAUUGUAUGGAAUCCGCCAGAUUUUUCAAGAGAUUUGCUGCCAAGAUACUUCAAGCACAAUAACUUCUCGAGUUUUGUCAGGCAGCUGAAUACUUAUGGAUUUAGGAAGAUUGAUCCUGAUCAAUGGGAGUUUGCAAACGAGGAAUUUAUCCGAGGAGAGAAACAUCUUCUAAAGAAUAUUCAUAGACGCAAGCCAAUUCAUAGCCAUUCCUUGGUACAGCAAGGGAACUCUGGUUUACCAUUAACUGAGAUAGAAAAGAAGGAAUUUGAAGAAGAAAUAAAGAGGUUGAGUCAAGAUAAGAGCCGGCUUCAGUUGCAGCUACAAAGGCAUCAGAAAGAAAAUCAGGAAUUUCAGUUUCAAAUAAGGUUGUUAUCUGAGCGCUUCAAGAACAUGGAAGACAGACAGAGGCAGGUAAUGGUCUUCGUGGCUCAACUGAUACACAAACCACAUUUUGUCUCUAUGUUCAACCAAAAGUCCGAAUUUCAUAACAAAAAGAGAAAGUUGUUGAAUUUUAAUCAUUUCAUUGAUGGAUAUAACACGGUAGAACAUCACAGUUUGACUUCUCAGGAUGCAAACCUGGGAGCACCUUCUGCUCCUGUAUUGAAUUUGGAACAGAUUGAGAAGUUGGAUUCAUCUAUAAAACGUUGGGAAACAUUGUUCCACGGAAUUGGAGAAACUAUGGAUGAGAAAGUGUAUGAUUUUGGCAUAUCAUCACGGCCUUCUCCAAUUGAUGUUACUGAACUGCAGACAUCUUCUGGAGACUAUGACAUUGAUGGUGAACUUUGCUCACCUUCAUCCCAUCCAUGCUCUCCUCAUUCAACAGAUAUAAAUUCAUCUCCUGAGCUGGCUGUGUCUGUUUAUAAAGCUGACAGUCCCCCUAUACCAUCUUUUGACCAUAUUGCCAAUCUUAACCCAAAAUCUUUUGGAAUUGGCGUAACCUCAAAGCAUGCUACUCCUCCAGAGACUGAGGCCUUAAAAGAACAGGUAAAAGCCACAGCUGAUCAUUCUGUGCCAGGGAAGGUAAAUGAUGUCUUCUGGGAACAGUUCCUGACAGAAGUCCCCAAUUCAUUAGAUGCACAAGAGAUCCAGUCAGACCCUGGGACAACAAGUGGAAGAAUAAGUGGCAGCAAGCCACUUGAUGACCAAAAUUAUUGGUGGAAAACAAACAGAGUGCACUACCUCGCAGAGCAUAUGGAACACCUUUCUCCCGCUGAAAGAAUGUGAUUUUAUUUGAUCCCUUAACUUAGAGAAAAGGAGCAGCUACUCAGCGCUUGUAAUUCAUUGAAUUUUGCUUCAUCUCGUUGUUGUAGUGCAGACAUGAGAUGCAUGCUGCUAGUCAGAUCUGAGCUAUCAUAUAUAUUUAUUAAACUUUGUAGGCAUAUGAUGUUCAGAUAUUAGGAUAUAGGACUAUCUCUUUAUGUACCUUUAUCUAUAUUCUUUUUUUUU
This is a messenger RNA of Theobroma cacao (cacao), 2142 nucleotides long. RefSeq names its product heat stress transcription factor A-4c-like. Gene Ontology annotation, molecular function: DNA-binding transcription factor activity; RNA polymerase II cis-regulatory region sequence-specific DNA binding. Gene Ontology annotation, biological process: regulation of transcription by RNA polymerase II; cellular response to heat. Lineage: Eukaryota; Viridiplantae; Streptophyta; Magnoliopsida; Malvales; Malvaceae. The record is from RefSeq and is a predicted model, not a curated record. Gene Ontology annotation, cellular component: nucleus.